CAUGAAGAUCAAACGACAGAAACAAGCCAAGAAAACGAUUAGCUUCUACAAAUAUAACUUCAAUUUCAGGGAACCUUUUCAGAUUCUCAUCGAUGGGACUUUUUGUCAGGCGGCGUUGAAGAAUAAAAUUCAAAUUAAAGAGCAAAUGCCGAAAUAUCUCAUGGGUGAGGUGCAGCUGUGUACCACAAACUGCGCCCUGAAGGAACUCGACUCUCUAGGAAAGGAGCUUUACGGAGCUAAAAUUAUACUGCAGAGGUUCCAGCUGAGGAAAUGUGCUCACUUCAAGGACCCCGUCCCCGCCUCAGAGUGCCUGCUGUCCAUGCUGGAGGACUCGAACCCGCACCAUUACUUUGUUGCCACGCAGGAUCAUGCGGUGACUGCAGGCCUGAAGAAGAUUCCAGGUGUUCCUCUGCUCUACAUCAUCCUCAACACCAUUGUGCUGGAUAAGCCCAGCCAGGCGUCCCUCAGUCACGUCCAGGCAGUCCAGCUGGGAGAGCUGGUGACCCCCGCUGAGCAGAAGAGCAUCCACAGCAUGAAACAGGAGCAGGGCAUCAGCAGCAAAGACGGAGAGAGGCGGGGCAGGAAGAGGAAGAGGAAGCAGAGCAACCCCAACCCUCUGAGCUGCCUCAAGAAGAAGAAGAAAGGAGUGCCCACACCGCCUCUGAAAAAAACCGAACCGGGGGAGAAGAGGAAAAGAAACAGACACAAGAAGCGGAGGACGGCGGGGGACCAAACAGCCACUCCAGCAGGGACGAAUGAUUCAUGAAAGACAGAAACGAGCCUCAGAAGAUGCUGAUAUUCUCCAACAAUUAAGAACAAAAGAUUUUUAUUAGAGUAGUUUCUCAAAUUUCUGAAAAGAAGGACUCAACAUCAGUUAUUUGUUUUAUCCUCAUAAGUUCAACAGUUUUUGAAAAGGUGUGGUUUCUCUUUGCUCUUCAAAGUUAAGAGGCAUGUAUUUCAAAAUAAAAGCUGCCUUCAGUUCAUUAGAGAAUCAAUUAUCUCAACUCUGGAUGCACACGAAGAUGUGGACACUGAACUACCCCCCCCA
This is a messenger RNA of Oryzias melastigma (Indian medaka), 1048 nucleotides long. RefSeq names its product UTP23 small subunit processome component (gene utp23). Gene Ontology annotation, cellular component: nucleolus; small-subunit processome. The record is from RefSeq and is a predicted model, not a curated record. Gene Ontology annotation, molecular function: small ribosomal subunit rRNA binding. Lineage: Eukaryota; Metazoa; Chordata; Actinopteri; Beloniformes; Adrianichthyidae.